Messenger RNA from Python bivittatus (Burmese python), 612 nucleotides. The record is from RefSeq and is a predicted model, not a curated record. NCBI's taxonomy places the organism in Eukaryota, Metazoa, Chordata, Lepidosauria, Squamata, Pythonidae.
AUGUUCCUGUCCUAUGAAGAAGAUCUGGGGAUCAUCCUGGUCUCCUUUGCCUUACUCUUGUCCUUAACCACAGGCAUUGUUUUAAUCAUAUUAAUUAAAUACAUAGAAACUCCCAUCGUCAAAGCAAACAACCGGGAUCUCUCUUACAUCCUCCUGGUCUCCCUCCUGCUUUGCUUCUUGUCCUCCUUUCUCUUCAUUGGUCGACCAAGGAAAGUCACGUGCUUGUUUCGACAAAUGGUAUUCAGCAUCAUCUUCUCAGUUGCCAUAUCUUCUGUCUUGGCCAAAACGAUCACGGUGGUACUGGCCUUCCUGGCCACAAAACCAGGGAACAGAGUGAGGAGAUGGUUGGGGAAGAGCUUGGCCAACUCCAUCAUCCUUUCUUGUUCUGCUUUCCAAAUUCUCAUCUGCUCCAUCUGGCUGGGAGUUUCUCCCCCAUUCCCUGACUCUGACCUCCACUCGCAGCCUGGAGUGAUCAUCCUGCAAUGCAAUGAAGGGUCUGUUGUCAUGUUCUACAUCACCCUGAGUUACAUGGGCUUCCUUUCUGCCAUCUGCUUCAUAGUGGCUUUCCUGGCCAGGAACCUGCCUGGGGCCUUCAAUGAAGCCAAGCUGAUC